ACUCUCACACGGACAGCAUAGCUCCAAGCUAUUUUUUAUAUAAUUCCACUUAGUUACAUUUUAUUUGUUUUAUUUUUAUUUUACACAGCAACACGUACUAUUUUAUAUACGUAUUUCAUUCUAAAUUUUCGAUGUAUCUCCAAAACAUCUGCUCACGUUUGAAAACAAUAACACACAAAAUGACAUCAAAUCUAACUGGCACUACUCGUACACCUAGCGAAGCGGAGCUGAAGCAAUGUCCACAUUGCAAUCGAACAUUCAAUCCGAAGGUGUUGACCAAGCACGCGGCCAUCUGCGGGAAUGUGCUGAGGAAGCGUCAAGUGUUCGAUUCUUCUCGUCAGCGUCGCGAGGGCAUUGAGUACUUCAGCUUUGGGACGCACAACAGCGAGCUGCCGCUAGAUGCUGCACGUGGACAAACAUCGCCGCAGUCGAAGACAAAGCUGACGCGAGCUACUCUCAAACAGACCUUGGACGCACCUACUCCAAAAGCCAAAGACGUUGCAUCCCCGUGUAAACCGGAAUCGCCGGCAUCAGCCAAGCGCAAGGCGACGGCAACAGCAUCGGGAACGGCAGCAAAUGUUCCCGGAACCAGUUCUUCCAUGAACCGGGAUUGCACACUGACCAAGCGUAGUGCGAACGUUGCCUUAGAACGUUGUCCGCACUGCGAACGCAGCUUCAACCUCAAGGCCUACGACAGCCAUGUGGCAUGGUGCAAGGAGAAGGCAGUCAUAGCCGCCUUCACCGUCGGCUGCAGCAACGAGGACACCAUGAACGCCAAGAAACGCAUGGAUGCACGCAUCAAAUACAAGCCUCCGGCUCUGAAAUUGACCAUGAAUAACAAACUAGCUGAAACUAGGCACUGCACAAAUUAUGAAACAAUGCACAGGCACAACGAAUCACAUUAUAAAGUCUUCCCUAAAGAAUCAGCUAAGGAUUCAAUCAAGAUGCUGCAGCCACAAUCUUUUUAUGGAAAACUUGUGAGUGCGCGGAAACCAGAUGAACAUCAUGUAUGCAUAAGUUUAAUAUGUAAGCUAUGUAAUGAUAAUUGUAUGCACUGUGAACACUUUAAAGGCCGACACCCAAAACUGACAACUUGGCGUCCGAGUCGAGAGUGAGACUUUUUAAUUAUUGUUUGCAUGUUGCGCUCUCUUUUGUUUUGUGUCGCAUGUCACGUGUCACAUUGAAAGUGGAUGUUUUUGGUGUUCGAGUUUGCAGUUCAAAAACCAAAAUAAACCAAAUACGGCCCAAACCAUGAAUUAUGAGCCACGAACCCCAAGUAACCAAAACUGAAACUCGAGAAUCGAGAAUCCCAUUGCUGCUGUCGUCCAAUUGAAAUGAUUUUCUAUCAUGACACAUGAGAGCGCUUCAUAAGGUGCUGAAUAAACCUGCCUGUGUAUAAUUUUUCACGACAUAGACCCACAG
Messenger RNA from Drosophila novamexicana, 1422 nucleotides. RefSeq names its product zinc finger C2HC domain-containing protein 1A-like. The record is from RefSeq and is a predicted model, not a curated record. Lineage: Eukaryota; Metazoa; Arthropoda; Insecta; Diptera; Drosophilidae. The transcript is spliced from 5 exons. The coding region runs from base 132 to 1115 and encodes 327 amino acids.